Caretta caretta (loggerhead turtle) is the source of this 8466-nucleotide messenger RNA. RefSeq names its product tripartite motif containing 62 (gene TRIM62). Gene Ontology annotation, molecular function: protein binding; zinc ion binding. NCBI's taxonomy places the organism in Eukaryota, Metazoa, Chordata, Testudines, Cheloniidae. The record is from RefSeq and is a predicted model, not a curated record.
GCCCCGGCUGCAGGCGGGAUGGGCCCUGCCCCCGGCCGAGCCUCCCGGGAGGGGCCGGUGCUGGGGAGCCCCCGCGCCCCGCACUCGCUGCCUCAGUGGUGAAUCAAAAGAGCGGGGAGUCCGGUGGCAGGGCAAAGAGGAACAGAUUGAUUUGGGCAGAAGCUGUGGUGGGUAAAAAGCCCUUUCUUCCCGCCAGGCAUCUGAGGAAGUGGGUACAAAUCUGUUCGCCUUUAAGGUGCCACCGGACUCCUCGUAGUUUCUGUGGCUACGGACGGACACGGCGACCCCCGGCACUCAGUUGUGACUGUAAAAAGCCCUGGCACCCCUUUCAUGACACGCUGAGCUCUGCCGAGGAGGUGCCCACAGGCUAAAGCCCUGCGCUCAGCCUGGCUGGCCAGCUGCUGCUCCGCCCAGAGCUAGGCUCUCAUUCCUCCGGCCGGCCGUGCCUGCCCCCAGCCCGGCGCUGGGUCGCUCCGGAGCCCUGAACCUGCCUGGCUCAGGCAGUAGCGCUCUCCUGGGGCAGCGGACAAGAGCCCAGAGCCUGUGCCGGGGGAGGGAGGGAGGGAGCGCUGUGUGGCAGUCCGGCCUUAGCACAUCAGCCCUAUGCCGAGCUCCUGGAGAGAGCUUCUGCUGAGGGUACAGACGGUGCCACACACCCCCCUUCUGUCCCUUCCCCAGAGGCGGUAGCCUCAUCUCAUCCUCUACCCUCCCCUUGUUUCCUUAACCACCGUUCUUGUUUUGGGGUUUCUGACUGGAGCCAGCCCCCCAGGAGGGCCUGUUCCCCAGGCAGGGCGUGCUGUGCUCCAUCUGCUUCACAAGGAGGGGUGGUGAACCCCUCCUUUAAUAAAAGGAGCAGCCAGCCCCUUUCUGAGCCGUUUAGCAGGGAUCAUGCCCCCACAACAACCCUCAGCGAACUGCGCCUCCUCUUGAUUCCAUCCCCUACCCGCAGUUCUCUUCUCACCCCCAUCCUGCCUGCUUUGCUGCUCUGUGCAUCUGUCUGAGCAUGCGCCUCGGCAUCUCAGCUCCCCGGUACCCUCCAGUGAUUCAAAUGGUGCUUGACUUGAGUAACAUUGUAAGUGACAUGGGCUGGCUGUAUACUACCUCCCAGGAUCCUGCGGUCCACGGAGCUAGAAAUACCCACAAGGAAGAUGCCAAAGACCAAAUGGUGCAGAAAGACCGAUAGACCUGUGGAAUGAAUCCACUUCCUUCUGCUGGGGAGUAAUAUGGUGUUCCUUCUAUCCUGAGUGCUGCUGAAAGGGAUAGCAAGGUAAACAGCUUUCUCUCCAGUCUGCAGCGUACCAUGCUUUGGGGGUGAGCAGCAGAGGUUGAGAUUUAAGAUAGGGAUGAUUGAAUGCCAUGCUUUGCAGGGUCAGGAAGGAACUGUGUCCCUCCUGUGCAGCAGUGCACAAUUGGCCUGGGACGACAUGGGGCUUUUCUUUCGCCUUCCUCUUGGAGCCUCAGGUGCCAGGAUACAGGACAUGAUGGACCUCCUCUGUGGGACGCUUUGCUGCGGAGGUUUAUUUGGGUGGAUGUGAGUGGUGGGUGUCUACAUCUCUCUCUGCUCUCAGUGACAAAGCUUGCUUGCCUCCAGGGCAAGAGAUUGAGCUGAGAUUCCCAAACUUGAGACCUCCAUGAGCCUGUCUCCUGCAUUUCCAGUGGGUCACGUAGCUGGGCACAGCGCAGUGGAUGAUUUACAGCGCAUGCUCUGCCGGUAUCAUUGGAGGCAUCGUGUUGGGCAGGAAGCUGAGAGAACUGAAGGAGCAGCUCCAGGCACUGCAGGACAGCGAGUGCGGCCACACUGAGGCCCUGCACCUGCUCAAACGCCAGCUAGCCGAGACCAAGUCGUCUGCCAAGAGCCUGCGAGCCACCAUUGGGGAGGCCUUUGAGCGGCUGCACCGGCUCCUGCGUGAGCGCCAGAAGGCCAUGCUGGAGGAGCUGGAGGCCGACACCGCCAGGACUCUGACCGACAUCGAGCAGAAGAUCCAGCGCUACAGCCAGCAGCUGCGCAAAGUGCAGGAGGGCAGCCAGAUCCUGCAGGAGCGGCUGGCUGAGAUGGACAGGCAUGCCUUCCUGGCCGGCAUCGCCUCGCUCUCGGAGAGGCUCAAGGGAAAGAUCCAUGAAACAAACCUCACGUAUGAAGACUUUCCUACCUCCAAAUACAUGGGCCCCCUGCAGUACACGAUCUGGAAAUCGCUCUUCCAGGACAUCCAUCCAGUGCCAGAAGCCCUCACGCUGGACCCCGUCACAGCUCACCAGCGUCUCAUCCUGUCGGAUGACUGCACCAUCGUGGCCUACGGCAACUUGCACCCGCAGCCGCUGCAGGAUUCACCCAAGCGCUUUGACGUGGAAGUGUCGGUGCUGGGCUCAGAGGCCUUCGGCAGCGGCGUGCACUACUGGGAGGUCAUCGUCUCAGAGAAGACCCAGUGGAUGAUCGGGCUGGCACACGAGGCUGUCACCCGCAAGGGGAGCAUUCAGAUCCAGCCCAGCCGUGGCUUUUACUGCAUCGUCAUGCACGACGGCAACCAGUACAGCGCCUGCACCCAGCCCUGGACCCGGCUCAAUGUUAAGAGCAAGCUAGAGAAAGUCGGCGUCUUCUUGGACUAUGACAAAGGCCUCCUGAUCUUCUACAAUGCUGAUGACAUGUCGUGGCUGUACACCUUCCGGGAGAAGUUCCCCGGCAAGCUCUGCUCAUACUUUAGUCCUGGCCAGAGCCAUGCCAAUGGCAAGAAUGUGCAGCCACUCCGCAUUAACACCGUCCGGAUCUAGGAGGGAGCAGAGAAGGGAGCCUGGAGCUGUAUAGAGCCUCCUGGCCGGCAGGCUGAGUCCAGAGUCCCUGCUAAGACAGUUCCCACCUACUCCUUUCUGCAGGCUCCAGGGCUGUGCCAUUCCUAGCUCUGACCUCCUGGCAUUAUCCGGGUGCAGGGCUGGGGCUGGGGGGUUGUGGGGAUGGAGGGAGGCCAUGGAACUGUUGGUAUUUCAGUGUGAGAGGAGGCAGCAUUCCUGCCUCCCUGUCUGCGUCAGUUUCCAGACUAACCCAAGGAUUCGGGCUGAGUGUGGACAUCCAGCUAGCUAUCCCUGGCAUGACCCUGGCAUUGCCAUGGGCACUCUGCCAGGAUGGAUGCAGAGCUGCUGCUGAACCACUGCUUGGUAUCUCAGCUCACCUGUGAGCUCCUAGCUGGGUUUGCUCCUACGGACAGAGCAUGAACCAUCCUGCACAGGGCUAGUGACCUGGCAGCAUCUGCACUUCGUAUGUGUUACAUUGGCACUCAGGGGCCCCUGGCACCAAGGGGUCAGGAUCCCGUGCUGCUAGGCCCUCUGCAAAGAAGUGGGUGGCAGCCUCUUCCCCAGAGAGCUGCAGUCUAGGUUUAUGACAAGGUGCAACUAAGGGGGAGAGGGUGGGGAAGGACAAGGGGGAGGGUUAGAUGAGCAUGUUUUGCAUAGUGGGCUGCAGUCUGGGCUUGCCAGCUGGGCUUGCAGUUCCUUUUAGCAGCAGCUGGAGGCUGAGGCAGCCUUGCCCUGUGCCUCCCUGAGAGCAGAGGGCUCAGAUUGCCAGAGGUAAAGUCAUAGAGCCACCAGGUCAUCAAGCCUGACCGCCUGCAUGUCACCGGCACCAGCACCAGCACCAUCCCGCACCCGAGCCUGAAUCCAGCAACUGAAAUGAGACCAAAGGUGCGCAGUCCACAGGAGCCUGGGUUGGCAGUGCCCCAGGCAGAGCACAGGAGGGGCUGAUGGCACGGAAAUGACUGAGGUACACCCAGGUAACCCUGGCAAGUGACCCACACACUGCAGAAGGCAGCAGAACUGCUCCCUCAGCUGAUCCCAGCACAGGGCAUGGGUGUCUGAGCAGGGAUGGGGUGUGCGCAUGACCCCAACGAGGGCCACCCUCCCCCAGGCCAGUUCCCUCUUGUGUGAGGCCCUCUCCCCCAGCUGUCCCCUUCACCAGGUUUGUUGGCUUGGGCAAAAUCUGCCAAGAGGAGCCUGGAUUGGAGUACCCCGGGAGCCAGCCUGGCUCAGCACCCUGAUGGCUGCCUUAGGGGCAGACAUGGCUGGUGCCUGGCCCCAGAUCUGCCAUGGGUAGAGGCCAGCUGAGGUGCAUGACCCUCAGCCCAGCACCGGUGGAGCCUGCUCCGGCACUGUAUGCCACAGUCCUUGUUGAAGCCAGUUUGGCACCAGGGAAUAAUGGUCAGCCGUGAUCAUGGCUUGGUCCUGUGGCAGCUGCCUGUGGUCUUCCCUGCCCAGAGCCCUGUGUGGACAGAACAGUCACUGUACCUGUGUAACCAGGCUGGCUGGUCCUCCUGGCGUCACGGGUAGCGUGACACUGCGGAACACGUUGCUGGUGCUGCUCUGUGUGCAUGCCCCCGGGGCUCUGCCCCGCUCAAGCGUGGUGGGAUAGCAACUCAGGUUUUCCCAGAAUGCACUGCUCCCAACACAUAGGUAGCAGAGCACAGCUCCCUGGUGCUGCAGGUGGGUCAGGUGAGUGCCAGUUACUGAGCACGGUGCACGUGCAGUGUGGGCAGCGCCCCUUGGCGCAGCUUGUUUCCUACGGAGUGGAGUGUUGACCUGCGGGUUGCCAGGACAGAUCUGUGACUGUGACCGUGUACCCGGCUCCUGAGGCAUACGUUCCUCCCUCCACCUCGCUCUGGAACAAGUGCCUUGGCUCUUGUCAGCGAGCGAGGUGUGCUUCAGGUUUCCCCGCACCCUCUCCCGGGUGGAGGUCACCUCUCGGGGGAAUGCCUGCAGCUGCCUGGACUCGGGCAAACGCCUGAGCUGUGCAGUGGGCAAGGGGGCUGGAGGAGAGGAACAAGGGAUGCGAGAGGGGGAUAUCAGAGUAAAGGGUGGGGAUAGGCAAGGUGUGUCAGGAUAGGAUAGGAGCGUGUGAGGCGGGUGACAGCCAAUAAGCAAGGAGUCCAAUUUCCUCUCUCCAGCUGGGGCAGCCUGAGCAGAGCCCCAGGAACCAGCAGCUCCUGGUUCUUUGUGCCAUGGCCUCUCCCCGUGCACGGUGGGGCAGGCAGGUGAUGGGACAGUGCUCAGCCCAGUGCGGCCUGUCAGGCGCUACGCCUCACCCGGGAGGGACGCGCUCACACACUCCCUGGGCAAUGGCAUUUUGCCAGGCGCUGCUAGUGGUACCGAGGCAGCCCGAAGGCGGCAGCCUUGGCAAGUACCCUUGCCAUGGGAGGGGCUGGGAUCGCCUAGCCCGACUGGGUCUCCCCGGAGCAACUGGCACUUUCACAGGCUCCAGACGUUGUGUCCUCCAAAGGCCCAUACCAGGAAGCAUGACAGGCUGGGCUCCUUGUUAACGAUUCGUAGAUAUUUAGGUCAGAAGGGACCAUCAUGAUCAUCUAGUCCGACCUUCUGCACAACGCAGGCCACAGAAUCUCACCCACCGCUCCUGCAAAAGACCUCACACCUAUAUUUGUGCUACUGAAGUCUUCAAAUCGUGGUUUAAAGACUUCAAGGAGCAGAGAAUCCUCCAGCAAGUGACCUGUGCCCCAUGCUACAGAGGAAGGCGAAAAACCUCCCGGGCCUCUUCCAAUCUGCUCUGGAGGAAAAUUCCUUCCCCACCCCAAAUAUGGCGAUCAGCUGAACCCUGAGCAUAUGGGCAAGAUUCACCAGCCAGAUACUACAGAAAAUUCUUUCCUGGGUAACUCAGCUCCCACCCCAUCUAACAUCCCAUCACAGGCCAUUGGACCUAUUUACCAUGAAUAUUUGAUUACCAAAACCAUGUUAUCCCAUCAUAGCAUCUCCUCCACAUGGGGCAGGAGUUAGAGCACGUGACCCGGGUGGCCAACACACAGUGAGUAGUCAGUGUGAUCAGCUCCAGCCGGCCCAGCAGCCAAGGGGGACGGGAAGCGCUCCAGUGCAUACAGGUAGGGACCUUGGCCAGGAAUCUGGAUCGAGUAGCUAACAAUAGAGAGGCUGAGACCUAGACUUUCCUAACAGGGGCUUCUGUUUUGGGGGGCCCCUUGGGCCUGAUAUCCAGGGGCACUGAGCGAACAACACCAGUGCCCAUCAACACCAGCUAGAGCCUGGAAGAACAGGCCAAAAGGGGCUCACAACAGGCACCCAAAAGCAGCUGCUAUGACUGAAGACAUAGGCCUCACAUUGUAGCCAGUUAGUGGUAGCACCUAGCCCAAUUGGCACGAAGCCCAUAGCUGGCCCAGGAGCCAGGGCCACUGGUCUGCACCCAGAGCAGCAGGGAGGCUAGCUGGGGGAAGUCCUGCCACCGGGAGGCGUGGAGCCUGCAGAUUUGCCUUGGGGCUGUGGCAAGCGGUUGAAGGACAGAUCUGGACAGGAGACGUCAAAGCCGGGCCCUGUCUGUGGAGAUCCUCAAGGGGCAGCAGGGAGCUAUGCACAAUGGUGGGGAGCAGGCACAAAGCUGAACAUUGAGGUAGUUCUCUUGAGGCUGCCUGGAGCCCAUCUGGUGCUGGCCUGAUGCCCUUACUCCCGUCUCAGGUCAAAGGCUCUGUGCCUUCAGCAGGAGUGUGUUUGUGACAGGCCCCGGGAAUCAGUUCCAUAAUGGUGAGAACCCUGAGGCAGGGAAAUAGAUCCCCACGGAGUCACCAGGGCUUUGAGAAGGGCAGGAGGCUGAUGAGACUUUCCACUCUACGGUCACUGAUCUCAACGCAUCAGACAACAGAGCAAGAGCAUCACGAUUUGCAGUUACAGCUGGGGAAACUGAGGCACAGAGAGGGGAAGGCACUUGGCCAGAGUCCCACGCAGCUCUGGGACUGAUACCAACAGCAGAUUCCUGGUUCUGGGCCCUGUCACCUCCCCCAGACCCAGGCUGGGCUUGGCUAGGUGCCCCAAGGGGAGAAGUCCAUUGCUGGUGAUGGAUGUCACCAAACCCUCCCCCUCACUGCACCAGGAGGUCAGUGGAAGCACAGGGACCUUGGGCUUGCUGCGGUGCCUUUGUGGGCAAUAGCGCCUUGGCAGGAGUGUCUGAAUGGCAGCCAGGAGGUCCCACGGGCAAUGGGUGCAGAGACAAUGUGGCAACAAGCCGUGUAGGGUGGCAGCCCCACACAUGUGUGGCUCCAGCCCAGCCCACGGCAGCUGGCAUGUGGUGAAUUUCACGUGGCAACAGACUUGCUAAGUCCAGGUUUUGUGAGCACCAAGGAGCCGCUGUCUGCAGGUGUUUGGAGAGGCAAAGGGGGUGUUCCCCACUGCUAUUUCUUGGCUCAGGGACUCCAGGCUGAUCAUGUUGCUUUGUAAAUGAACGAACUUGGGACAUGUCAGGGUCUCUGGUCUGAGCAAGGGGGAGCAGCCAGCUGUGCUCACUCUCUGUACAAGUGUGCGCAGCAGCCUGGUACAUCGCUGCCUUGGGCACAUCUGCUCCGUGCACUGAGGGGAGAAGGGCGUGGACAGGGAUUGCUCUGGUUGUACGAAGAGCCCGUUCUCCCCUUCCAGAGAUCCAGCUGAGACAUGAGCCGCCCACCAUAAGGACUCAAGAUCCAGAGGACACUAGAUGUUGUGACUGGACUCAGGCCCUCCUGUCCUCCUACCCCUGUGAGCUGGAUCACAUGCAGUGUGGUUUGCUUCUUGCCCCUUCGGGGCCAUGUCUUGUCAGCCACCAGGCUCCCUGGAGACUUUCUGUUCAGUGAAUGGCCAACGCUAAUUGCUGCUCUGCAGCCUGGCCUGGCUGCUCACUUGGUGACAGAGAGGGGAAGAAUAAUGCUCCCCCAUUUUACGGCUUCCACUGGAGGUAGCUGAUGAGCAACACUUCCUCCUACCAGGAGUUGGGCUUUCUGCCCUCCAAGGCACCAGCUGGCUAUUCUGUGCUGAGUGCCUGGCUGCAGACUCCCCCACCUGGAGAGCUACUCCCCUCUCUGAGUACUUGCACACAGCCUGGUGGAUGUAGGGGAGCAAAACCCAACAUCACUGGUGACAUGUGGUGUCUCCCCCAUCCUGGCCCAGUUCUUUCUGGGAAAACAGGUCCAGCUUGCAGACCAGACUGAGGACGCUAUUUGGAGGGAGGUGCUGAAACUCAGCCCCAUCCCACUUUGGGGAUGAAUCCUGAAAACUCCUUCUGUGUGUAGGGAGUCCUAUGGGGUGUAGCCCCAUGAGUUUACUCGUCUGAGCAGGUUCAGCCUCUUGGCAAGGAGGCUGCUCUGUUGACAUCACUGAGAAAUCCCGUGGUAUGGACAGGAGCUGCAGGGAGAGAGCUGGUGUGGUGGGGGGACAGCAUCCCUCUGUAGCCUGGCAGGAUGGAGUGUCGCAGGAUAAUGCACCCACGGGCUGUGAUCCUGCAAGGCAAGCUCAGUGCCUGGCGUGAGUCGGCCCUUCCUGGCUUCACCAUCCAAGUGACUCCAGUGACUGCUGGGUGCACUUCCACCUCCACCACCUGCCUGCGUGCUCCGCCAGUGCUGUGGUUUUUCCUUUUGCAGAAGCUGAUGGAUUCUGUAUUUAUUCCUAGUUCCGUAGCACGUAGUCUCUGACUGCUGCAAUAAAGGCAACUUUCUAAAAAAGGUU